AUGAAGACCAGAGACCAGCUGCAGAGAGGCCUGAGGACGCUGGAGGGCACGGCCCGCGCUGUGGGUCUGGGCCUGGUUCUGAACUUGGCUGGAGACCUGCUGCAGUCCCUCCAGAGCCUGGUGGUGGCGCUGUUAUACCGCGGCGAGAACCUGAGGGAGUCAGCGGUGGUGGAGAUUCGGACGCGGGCUCAGCUCCUGGUUCAGUCUGGUCCAGUCCAGACGGUGCUGGAGCUGCCAGACCAGAUCCAAAACCUGGUCCGGGACCUUCAGGAGCUGAGCAAACUCCUGCUGCAGCUGCUGAUCAACGCCACACCGCUCUACAGCCUGAUUCAGCAGCCGUCAGAGCAGGAGGUUGAAGACUUUUUGAACCAACACGACUUCACGUCCAACAGCUCGUCCCGCCGCAGCUCUGCUAAUGCUAACAGUCUGUUCCUGAAGGCUAUGGACGGACGUCCUCGCCGCCGCCGCAGCCUCUACUCGCUCGCCGCUCGUGGCACUCAAAGUCCAGAGCCCACCCGCCAAUCAGAGGAACAAGAAGUCCCGCCCCCUGCCAUCGAAGUGCCCGCCACCCGCCGGCCUUCUGCCACUGACCUCCUGAUGGCGCCACUGAGACAGUUUGUGUCUCAGAGCCAGAAGGCCUUUGAGUACCUGAGUCCCAAUGGAGAGGAGGGGGGAGAGGGGGAGAAGUGA
This is a messenger RNA of Knipowitschia caucasica, 690 nucleotides long. NCBI's taxonomy places the organism in Eukaryota, Metazoa, Chordata, Actinopteri, Gobiiformes, Gobiidae. The record is from the annotation of a GenBank genome assembly.